Lotus japonicus is the source of this 351-nucleotide messenger RNA. Its product is annotated as probable glutathione S-transferase. Gene Ontology annotation, cellular component: cytoplasm. The transcript has 2 exons. The coding region runs from base 1 to 351 and encodes 116 amino acids. Lineage: Eukaryota; Viridiplantae; Streptophyta; Magnoliopsida; Fabales; Fabaceae. Gene Ontology annotation, biological process: glutathione metabolic process. Gene Ontology annotation, molecular function: glutathione transferase activity. The record is from RefSeq and is a predicted model, not a curated record.
AUGGAAGAGGUGAAGCUUCUGGUUUUUGUGGGAAGCCCAUUUGUGUGCAGGGUGCACAUUGCUCUAAGGUUGAAGGGAGUUGAAUACAAAUAUCUUGAAGAAAACUUGAGCAAUAAAAGUGAUCUGCUCUUGAAAAGUAACCCAGUUCACAAGAAGGUUCCUGUGUUUGUUCACAAUGAGAAGCCCAUAGCAGAGUCCCUUGUGAUUGUUGAGUACAAUGAUGAGACAUGGAAAGGCAAUCCCAUUUUGCCUUCUGAACCUUACCAAAGAGCCUUGUCUCGUUUUUGGUCCAAGUUCAUAGAUGACAAGAUGAUGAUAAUGUCUACUCAGUGGAGCUCUUUCAACAAAUGA